GCACUCGACUGAUGCACUAUAAAUAGGCUAGCGUUCAGUGCAAUGGCAUGUCAAACCGUUGCCAACUAUCAACACAAUAAAAUGUUCAAGCUGUGCGUUUUCGUUGCCCUGCUGAGCCUGGCGGCUGCUGCUCCCGCUCCUGCGCCUGCACCUGUGCCGGCGCCAGCACCCUCGCCCAGCCUGUGGGGACCCGCUGUGGUGGGACCUAGCAUUUGGGGACCUGUGGUUGCACCACCAGUAGUUGCUGGCCCAGUUGCCCUUGCACCACGCAUCGUUCAGGUGGUGCCCGGCGCAGUGUCCCAUGUCUCGGUCAGCCAGCUGCAUCCAUCGCCGAUUGUGGUCAAGAGCAUCUGGUAAAAGAGAGCUGCCAAUAGCUAAACGCGACACAUCCAGACAGACAAAUAGAUAGACUCACACACACACGCACACACACUGACAUACUGACAUGUACUCCGUCCGGCUACUGUUUCACCCACUGAAAUUUCACGUGCCCUGUUUAAGCAACAACGAAAAAUCACAAAAAAAUGUUUUAGUUUCUAUUUGUAUGCAAUAAAAUGCCCUGACAUAAAUAA
This is a messenger RNA of Drosophila hydei, 572 nucleotides long. It is a transcript of the gene Nplp3, whose product is annotated as neuropeptide-like 3. The transcript is spliced from 2 exons. The record is from RefSeq and is a predicted model, not a curated record. Bases 43 to 357 code for a protein of 104 amino acids. NCBI's taxonomy places the organism in Eukaryota, Metazoa, Arthropoda, Insecta, Diptera, Drosophilidae.